GCAACCGAUCGGGUCUCUCUAAUCGCCGGUGAUUACGGAGUUGCACGCAGCAGUUCCUCUCUUCCCGCGCCGCCUUAAACCACGCCGCGCAGUCGCCCAAUCCUCCAUUAAAGGCGUCAUCAGAGGAAGGAAACAGAAAAAGAAUUCAACUCCCUAGGAGAAAGCCCCUGCCAUUAGUGCUCCUCCUCCUCGUCCACUGUUCCGCUGUGCGGGGCGGCGCCUCUCCAUCUCCGCCGUCCUCCCCGGUUCAAGCAGAGGCAUAGUCCGUCCGCUGGGCCUCGUCUGCCAUUGUUGCUCUAGCUGGCUUCCGAUUCGAAAAGGAUGCUCUAUUCUUGAGGCCGAUAUGAUUCGGGUCCGGUUUCUUGGAGGCUAGAUUGGACAGAGAGGAGGGUUUCUUGGAGUACUAAUAAUCCGUUGGGCUCCUCCUGAGGUCGAGGUCCUCCGCCGGACCCGGUUUCUUUGGGGCAUCGAAGCCGAAGCUGCCACCCCUGUUUUCCGGAGAGAUUCGUUGGAGCUGUGCGAGUAUGGCUGGUGUAUGUGAAAUCUGUGGAGAUGUCGGUUUUGAACAACUUCUGUUAGCUUGUGAUGACUGCAAGUGCACCACUCAUCUAUACUGUCUGGCUAAGGUUCUUUUUGAUGUAUCGUCACUUAAAAGCUGGUUCUGUGAUGAAUGCCUACCAAGACAUGAUGAAGUUAGGAAAUCUAUACAUAAGGCGACAAAUCAAAGGCAUGCUCAUUCUAGUUCUGCAAUACACCAUCCAAGUACUACGAGUGAGAAGUCAGUAAAGGAACCAGGGUCAUGUAGAGACCAUAAACAUAAAUCAUGCAAGUCUAAAAGUAAAUCUCGAAGAAAAAAAGAUUUUUCAAGAAAGAAUUCUUCAUCAAGGAAGCACAGAAGGUCACAUGUGCAACCAAUGGGUAACAAGACCGAUAGAAAUGCUCAUUCUUGUGCUAGUGGGGAGACACUUCACUCUUUUGAAGUCAUCACCAUGGAAACAUCUAAGUCCAGCAAUGAUGAAAACCAGCAGGUUGGCAACGAACAUUCUGUUCGUACAUUAAACAGUGAUUGUGUUGCAAAUCGCUUGCCACUAAGGGUAAAUGAAAGCAAUCUCCAAAAUCCAUUGGAUGAAUAUGAAUCUCCUCCGAGUGCUGCUGCAGAUCAGUUGAACCUCCCAAAGGAUAAGGUUGGCUCACCUUGUUCCCUGCAGAAUAUUGGAACACAUCAUGAUGUUAGUGAUAACAUAAGUGCUAACUUUAUGUUGGAGAGAGAGAAGAAAAAGGUCAGGUCCCAGUCGGAUAAUAAAGCUAGCAGGGAUUUGCAGAAUGGAAGCAUGACUACCAGUCUGCCACAGCCUUCCACAGUGCAGACUGUAGACAGAAAAAUGCCCUCUUCAGAAAACAUGAAUGUGUUGCCAAAGGAAAGCAGCUGUCCGUUGUCAGAGAACUUUCAAAUUGGAAGUCCAAUGGGUUGCCGUGUGACACCAGUCUUAGCAGAGGAUAAUCAGAGUGAAGCAUCAAAGCUACUGGAUGGAGCUGAUUCAAGUUCCUUCUCUGAAACCAGUUUUAAAGAGAUCAUUGUUCUGGAGGACAGCGAUACAGAGGACGAGGAUGGACAUUCCAUUCCUGUUGAUCAAUAUGCUACAGACAACCGAAAAAAGCAAAGACGGCUCGUUCUACUAGAUGAUGACGAAGAACAGGUUGCAGAGGUGAAGUCUGAAGAUUUUAAUCAUCGGUCUCUUGAGUGUGAUGGAUCAAUGAGCAAGCCUAGAAUAGACGAUGAUUGUGUUGAUGAGGCUGUACAGUCUGGAGAAUUUAACAAUCAAAAUGUCAAUAAUGAUGGUGAACAUGCUGUACAGCUGGAUGUUUUGACUCCUGAAGCUUUUGAAAUUACUCGGCCCGUGAAGAAAAGGAGGGUAUAUAGAGAGGCAAACUUAGAUGAAGAGGUUAUGGUAGGUACCGGCAAUGCUCGGAAUGAUGUUUCAAACUUGACAUCACAAACUCUAGUAGCAAAGGAUCAUCUUCUCCAAACCAGAAUGCCUUUUGAUUCAGUGGCUGCCGAUCAACAAUGUUGUAUGUAUUCACAACCCAUUGAUGAACCUAUAUGGAGUGGAAUUUUGCAGAUAAACGCUGAAGAGUUUGUCUGGCUGGAUGCACACCUGUCGACCAAAGCAUGCGAGCUUGUGUGGCAAUUAUCUAGAUCAUUGCAAACAGUAGUUGAAGUAAUCAAGCUCCCUCAGUUCGAAGCCUGGCCAAAGAGCUGGGAGGCUUCAGGACCUACUGAUGACAACAUUGCGUUGUAUUUCUUCCCACCUAGUAUGAGCUCAAAAGAAGAAUCAGAUGGUCUAGUGGAGGAACUAAUUGAGAGCAGUUCUGUCUUAAAAGUUGCUCUUGGUAUCGCGGAGCUGCUAAUCUUCCCCUCCACUAUAUUGCCUGACCAAUAUAAGGUGUGCCAGGGGAAACACUACCUGUGGGGAUUGUUCAAGCGCACGGAAGUUGAGUCUGAGAACAAAGAUGUUCUAGUUGAACAACAAGACGGUUCAGCAUGUGCCAAGGAAGGGGAGACACAAGAACAUCAUUUUGCAGGCCAACAAUAUGAUGUACAAUGCGAGGCACCAGGCCAUGACACUUCCAUUCUGAAGGAUGUUGUUCAUGUCGAGAAUCAAUUGCUGGUGGAUCAUGAUUUUGAGGCUCAAGAGGGGGCUACAGAAGCUAUCAUGGGUGAAGGCAAAAAUUCGUCGUCCGCAAAGCUGAACCCUCCAAAAGCUACAUCAAACUGUUCUACGCAGCCAAGGUUGGACCCUAAACUACAUGCACCUGAAGUACACAGCCAAGAAGAUGAACAAGACUUGGCCAAGCCAUCAGGUGGCUCUGGACCUGCUGCGGUCACUCCCAAGCCAACAGAUACUGCCGAGCACGGGCCAACCCAAUUGUUUGGAUUUGUCGCAGCACGGACUCCGAGAGCACAGCAACUCAUCCAGGAGAUGGUCAGCGAAGGCGCACUCUUGUUCUCAGUGCCGGGGGAGAUGGUGAAUGCCGGAUCUGCAGCAGGCAGUGAGUCUCCACCUAUGCACGACUGCUGCCAGUCUAUUGGAUUCGUCCCAAUGGAUGAUGAUGUGGCUUCUGAAGCCUGCCUGGAGCUGUUUCCAGUUCGGCAGGAUCAUAUUGGAAGGGCUCCUACGGUCGAAGCUAGCAAGGAGGUAGAUCUUGACCUGAUUCUCAGUGCACGAUCGCGAGCACCGUCGGCAUUCUUAUGAAAAUAUGCUACUGAUGCUGAGCUCAGGCUGUUUUGCAGAACUCCAGACAGAGAAUUUUGCUGGGGAUUGUAAUGUAUUGUCAUCUCCCAAGUCUGUUGCCUUUCUUUAGAUAUACUGGAAAAAAUUCUAGUGCCUUGUUUAGACCAUGCAAAGGCCAGCCUGUGCAUAUGUACUUUCCUGAUGCAUAUUGUUCUUGAAGGCGAUGAUGACGGGGGAAUGCCACGCUGGAGAGUGGCUGUACUAGCGUUGCAGUUGUUCCUUUGUACUGCUACUGUUGUUUGCAAAUUUAAUAUUUUUGACAAUUCGUAACUUU
Messenger RNA from Brachypodium distachyon (stiff brome), 3567 nucleotides. RefSeq lists its product as uncharacterized. The coding region runs from base 525 to 3254 and encodes 909 amino acids. The transcript has 6 exons. The record is from RefSeq and is a predicted model, not a curated record. NCBI's taxonomy places the organism in Eukaryota, Viridiplantae, Streptophyta, Magnoliopsida, Poales, Poaceae.